This is a messenger RNA of Fonsecaea multimorphosa CBS 102226, 2277 nucleotides long. RefSeq lists its product as uncharacterized. Bases 1 to 2277 code for a protein of 758 amino acids. Gene Ontology annotation, biological process: DNA-templated transcription; positive regulation of transcription by RNA polymerase II. Gene Ontology annotation, cellular component: nucleus. The transcript is spliced from 5 exons. Gene Ontology annotation, molecular function: sequence-specific DNA binding; zinc ion binding. The record is from RefSeq and is a predicted model, not a curated record. NCBI's taxonomy places the organism in Eukaryota, Fungi, Ascomycota, Eurotiomycetes, Chaetothyriales, Herpotrichiellaceae.
AUGGAGAACGGAGGCAGCAAACUAAAGGUCAUUUCACAGCGGACACAUAAUUUCCGAGAGUCUGUCGAGCUUGAGAAUAUGGAUACCGAUAGAUCACCGGGUCAAUUCAUGCUGCAGCCUGUCCCUUCGGAACAGACCCUGGACUUGGGGUCCAGAGUCAAUGGCGCUAUUUUGCCCAACUCCUACAGCUUUGACGACGAGAUUACCGAUUUCAGCCCUGGUCUGCAAGAAUCGGGGACAUUGGACAGUGACAAAUGCAGUUCCGAGCAACAGGAUUCCGGGGCAGGGCGAACACCAACCGGGAUCACUGGAUCCAGGAAAGGCGGCAGAAGCAAGGGGCAAAGAACUAAGGGGGAUGCCCGCCUCAGUCCGCAAGGUGGUUUGAAUAAUGUCACUCCCAUAUUGGAUCGAGGCUCGCUUAUUUCAACACAGGACCCUCGACCUGUGGAUAAAGUCGAUGAGCACUCUGGUUCUGGACAUCCAGCACAUAUCUCAUCACGGAACUCACCAGUGCCCAGUGCAAACAUUGGCGGCCAAUAUCAUGGGCCUUCUUCUCCGAUUACCUUUUUGGAAAGAGCAUGGAAGCGGAUUCGAGAGAAUCAUGCCUCGAGCAUGUCCAAGACGCUGGACAAGGAGAUGUCUGCCGAGCAGUCGAUCCUGGUGACCGGUGACGGGCAGGGACUGCGUCUCUCAGACGAGCUGUUCUACAUGCCAUCAAAGUCCCAGGCAUAUGAGUUAGUUGGGAGGUAUUUUGACAUCUCUACACCCUUUUUCCAGUUCCUCCACCGUGGUACAGUAACGAGCUUGAUUGAAACGCUUUAUCAACAGGGGGGCGAGCAACAGACUGCUCAUCAACUUAUAUCUCAAAGCCAAGUCACGCUGUUGCUGAUGAUUUUUGCCGCGGCUACUUUUGAGAAUGCCCAAGAGAUCGCUUCCGUGGACACCGGGGACUACAAACAAAGUGAAUUGUUCCUCGAGGCUGCACAAAGACGCUUGCAGAGAGAAGGGGGUGAACCAACUCUAGCCUCAGUCCAGGCGAGGCUUGUUGAAUGUCUGCACCUUUUAUCAACCCGGCACGCAAAUGAAGUCUACUCGAAGUUCGGAACCACGGUUGCCUUGAUUAUCACCCUCGGUUUACAUCGUCGCAAGCGCCCCGGCGGUUACAGAUCGGAAGUGGGAGCCGUCGAGCACGAGUGCCGUAAACGAGCCUUCUGGGUCGCCUACGUUCUCGAUAGAUAUCUCAGUGUCAUGGGCGGCCGUCCGCGGACUCUCCAGGAUUUCGAUACCGAUCAGGACUUUCCGGCAAGGUUGCAUGACGAUGAAUUGACCUUCGAAGGCAUAAAGCCUAGGGAUGGCCAAUUUGAUUGUGAUAUGGACGCACCAAUCGCGCAUAUCAAGCUUGCCCGAAUCAGCGCCCAAAGCUCUGCUCAAGUCUAUCCUCUACGACGGGUAAGUCAAGAUGAAAGACUUUUGCAAGCACAACGAAUCACUGCAGACCUUGCAGCAUGGAAAAAGGAGCUGCCGCCGUUCCUUGGUAUAAUACCCGCCUCAAGCCUCAUUCCCAAGUUUCAACGACAAUCCCUCACUCUACAUCUGGCCCACGCGCAUGCUGCUAUUCAUGCCAACAGGCCGUUCCUUUUGAGUAACUUUGCAAAUACAUCCAAUCCGCCAUACCUACCACAACAGGCCGUCAAUUAUAUUUCCGACUGCGUGACCGCUGCUCGUAGUAUCGUGGACAUUCUGGAGACUUUCGAUGGCAAUGGAAUACCUUUCCAUUCAUGGUGGUUCACACAAUAUGUCUCUUUCUGCGCUGUAGCGGUCAUCUACAUCUACGCGAUACAACAACACCAGAAGUUGAUCUCCACUCCCACAGCCGUCAUUUCGAAUGAGACAUCGUUUCAGCCAUCAAUCGCAGUCUCGAGCAAAGAGAGAGACUGGUUCGCUGUUGCAGAAAGCUGUCAGCAGAGGCUCGCAGAGGCUGCCAGGGAGAACUCCCCUGGGAAAAGGUAUGCGAUCGUCUUGGAGGAAUUACGGCAAGAAAUGUACCGCCAUCUGUCAACUCCAACGAUGGUUUCCGGUGAGGAUGAGGACAAUGUUUCACGGAGGGUCGAACAGGAUUCCCAGCAGGCGGGACUGCUUGAUGGCUGGAUGGGAGAAGCAGACACAGAUUUUACCCACAUCUUUGAUGAUCUAGGGGCCUUUGAUUGGGUUGCGCAUUUAUACCCCCAGGUAAGCCCACCUCGCCUCCUCUCUCCUGUUCGGUUGGAUACGUGCUAA